Messenger RNA from Bactrocera dorsalis (oriental fruit fly), 3465 nucleotides. RefSeq names its product BAG domain-containing protein Samui (gene stv). The coding region runs from base 1010 to 3046 and encodes 678 amino acids. The transcript is spliced from 4 exons. Gene Ontology annotation, cellular component: membrane; nucleus; cytosol. Lineage: Eukaryota; Metazoa; Arthropoda; Insecta; Diptera; Tephritidae. The record is from RefSeq and is a predicted model, not a curated record. Gene Ontology annotation, biological process: protein stabilization. Gene Ontology annotation, molecular function: protein-folding chaperone binding; adenyl-nucleotide exchange factor activity.
CAAAUGAAUGUGUGCGUGUGUGCGAAUACUCGCGCUGCUGUGAAAUUUUUCACAAAUUUUCCGCUAAAGUCCAAAAGCUACUAGAAACAUCGAAAAAGCAUUUCCCACCACCGAAAGCCAGCAGCUGGGACAUUUUAGUAGCAACAACAACAAACAGCAUUAGCAAUAGCCAAAACGCUAGAACGAGAGUGUGGUCAGCAACAGCCUCACCGUCGCGAGAAAAACGAGCGCCACUCGCCACCCCAACAAAGCAAAACAGCUUGUGGACGAGGCUGCAGCGCGGCUGUCGGGCUGGCGUAUGUAGUUUGCAGCUCCUCAGCGGGUAGUCUGGCAGUUGUGCAUUGAAUUAAGCAAAGCUAGUCGCAUUUCAGGCGAGCAAAAGCUACAUACGAUCGAGCUGAGCAGCCGCCGCGCAAAAUAUAUACAUAUAUGUAUAUGUAGUUGUUGUUGUUUGUUAGUGGUAGUGAUUGAAAGCAGCAACCAAGCAGAUUAACGCUCGCAUUCUUGGUUGUUCAUACGCCACCCACAGUAACGCAGCGCCAAAGGCAUAAGCAACGCAACAGCUGGGUGAAGGCAGCAUGCAACAACAACAAACGGGAUUGUCACGAAUUUAAAAAAAAAAAUUGGUGAAAUAAAAUUGCGAAAUUCCCUACACCGAACUCUACUUCUAAAAAUCUUUUGAUAUAUUAAUUGACAUUUAAAUUACAGUAAAGUGCAAAAAUAUACAUAAUUUAUUCUAAAAAAAAACAAAAAAUUAAGCAACGCAAAAAAUACAAAGAAAAAAGUGAACACACAACAACAAAAUAAAGUUUUGGAACAACAAGAGCAACAGCACCAUUUUAACAACAAAAUUUACGCAAAAAAUCGAAAGUGAAAAAACAAAAAAAAAACGUAAACAACAACAACGAAAUAAACGCAGCGACGACCAGCCAGUCAAUUAAGUGUCAGAAAAUAACUACAACAAAAAAAACAAGAACGUUUUAACUGCAGUGCAACAAAAGUAACAACAAUGCGUCCAACCGUAUUGUCGACUGCGAAUGCCAACGCGGCGGCGGGUGUUGGCGGUGGCGGCGGCGGUGUUGCCGGCAACACCAACAGCAACGGCGUCAACAUACCCAUACACCACGACUACGGCAACGUUGCCGGCAGCGGUGGCGCACACCCGCAAGCCGCCGGCUACUACGCGGACGCCAACGCCGGUGCAUACGGUUCACCGCGCCAGCAGCAACAACAAUCGCCACAACAGCAGUCAUACCAUCAUCAGCCACAAGCGGCGCAACAACAACAGCAUCCACACCAGCAAAUGCCGCAACACUUUCAGCAGGGCUUUGGUUUCGAACCGGACAUGGACAUGGAUAUGGAUAUGGACAUGUUUCCACGCAGUCGCUUGGGCCGCAUGCACGACCCGUUCAGUGGCUUCAACAACUCACAUUUUGGUUUUCCCCAAUUCAACUCGCUCGGUCGCCGACGUGCUGCCGAUCACAUGGGCCGUGAUGAUGACUUCUUUAAUCGCCUGCCUUCAGAAUUCCGUCAAUAUAUACCGGACGGUUUUGGUCACAGACGUGACGAAAGCGCCACAUUGCCACGCCGACACAGCUCUCAGCAUUCACAACAAGCCCCAGUACAGGGUGGCGGUCCCGCCUACUAUCAAUCAUACGUACCCGCUUCACCACCCAACGGCGCUGGCGUACCACAGUCGCCAUCGAAGAAACUCUGCGACGCCGCCAUACAAACUGAAGAUCCCACUGUCCGCAUGGAUGGCGAUCAGGUGGACAGCGCUGCACCACAAGCUUAUGCUGAUAAUUUACAACAACAUGGGCUACGUAACACUGUCGAUAUGGGUGUGAAGUCAGCGCUGGAGUCGGAACAAGGUAUACGUGCGCAUUCGGCGCCACCACAAGAACAACAACAACAACAGGUGCCAGUGAAUGGCAAGCGCCAGACACCGCCACCACAGGCCGGACACUCACAAUUCGGCACACAGACUAGUCCACAUGUGCAGACUGGCCCUAAUGCUGGUCAGCAACCGCAGUAUCAUAAGGCCUAUUACCCGCCACAACAACAACCGCACCCACAGCAACGACAACAGACACCACCACCGCCACAAACCCCGGGCGGCAGCUAUGUGCGCACCAUACCGAUCUUUGUGGAGGGUCGUUCUGAGCCGAUCAUUAACGCACACAAGGAAAUACCAAAUCAAAAUAGCGCGCCCGGUCAGACACAAGCUACGGCUAGUGCUUCGGCUCGAGCAUUUGUGCCGCCACAACAACAGCAGCAACAGUACCAACCACAACCACAGCAACAACAACAGCCGCAACAUCAGCAACACCGUCCAACUCCACUAAAUACUCAGCAGCAGCCCUCUCAACAGGGUGCAGCCGCAGGUGGAAUGCCACCACAAACUCCACAUACGCUAGACUCAAUCAGCAAAAUCCAAGACAUUCAACGCGAUGUCCUCGAUCUCAUGGCGAAAGUGGAGAAUUUCACGGGCACACGUCAAGACAAAGAGUACGUCUAUCUUGACGAGAUGUUGACACGUAACCUACUUAAGUUGGACACAAUCGAUACAAACGGCAAGGAUAGCAUACGUCUAGCGCGUAAGGAGGCCAUCAAAUGCAUACAGGCAUCCAUCAAUGUGCUCGAAGCGAAAGCAAACGAGAACACUAAAGCUGCACAACAGGCAACAGAAGGUGGCGAAGCGUCCGAACAGUCCGUAUCAAGCGGUGCCGCUGAACCAAUGCAGACCGAAGAGGCUGCGACGCGCAAGAGCGCUUCAAAAGAGAAAGUUGCAGAGGUUGCAUCUGAAGCUGCAGAGACGCCUGUGGCCGAGCCCGAACCGGCUGAUGCGAAGCAAAUUCAAGCGCCCAUACCAUUGCCACCGCCAGAGGGCAUGCAAGUCGAACAGUCAGCAAGCGCUAGUGAUGUGAAGAGUGCGGAUGCCGCCGAGGUGAGCAACAAGGAAGCAGUGGCCAGUAGCGAUGCUCCGGCUGCGGAAGCCGCCACAACCGAAGUGUCGUCGAAGGCUGAGGCGGAGGCGAGCAAAUGAUGAUUGCAACAGCGCAGCUCAUCAGGCGCCGUGAGCUCCUCUUCCUACUCAGCCUCAUUUUCAAAGCGUUUACAUAGCAUCACCAAACGAAAGUCCUAAAAAAACUUAGUUUCAUACAUCUAAAUAAAUGUAAAAUUCGUUGUGUUAGAAAUUUAACGAAAAUUUAAGAAAAAAAUAUAUACAUACUUAUAUACGUUUUUAUUUUAUGCCACAAAUUAUUUUAGAAAAUGUUGAAAGGAAUGCUGCGCAGUGCUUUAGGCAAAAAAACAAUAUGUUUCGUAAAUUUAAGUGAGAUGUUUAGCGAGCGCUAGUAUACCACACGAGUCCUGCUUCGGAGCCGAAGCGAGCGACUCGACAGGCACUGCGUUUAUUGGACGAAAAAUAAUAAUAAUAAUAAGAAUAAAAAUAUUUAAAAUAUA